Orbicella faveolata is the source of this 871-nucleotide messenger RNA. RefSeq names its product transmembrane protease serine 9-like. Gene Ontology annotation, biological process: proteolysis. NCBI's taxonomy places the organism in Eukaryota, Metazoa, Cnidaria, Anthozoa, Scleractinia, Merulinidae. The record is from RefSeq and is a predicted model, not a curated record. Gene Ontology annotation, molecular function: serine-type endopeptidase activity.
CGGUUCGAUUUCUGUUUACCUUUAGCAACGUACAAGCAGAGAAGUGGCUUUUUGUUUACAGUACAUUCUGCCACUCCAACCGAUCACAAGAUCAACAGGAUUUCACCGUGAAUCAGUUUCUCCGUCAAGAUGUGGUUUGAAGUUCUGCUCUGCCUCUUCAUAAGCGAUGCAGGAACGUUUGGAAAAGCCAGAAUUUUAUUUCCAAUCGAAUCCUCAGAAUCGUUAUGCAACAGUGAACUCGGCAUGCAAGCUAACUGGAUCCAAGACGCGGCCAUUACCGCUUCGUCGAUUCGCGACCUUGAACACGAUCCUGGGCGAGCACGUCUCCAUGGUAACGGAGCGUGGAGGCCGCUGAUUCAAAGCGCCGAUCAAUUUUUGCAGAUUCAUUUCGACGACGAAACUAACGUGUCAGCGGUGGCCAUUCAGGGGCAUCCUGAAAACGAGUUCUGGGUGUCGAAGUAUUCGUUGUCAUUUAGCAUGGACGCUAAGCGCUGGGAGGAUCAUUCUGAGGUUUUUGACGGCAGCAAAAAUAAGCACGAGAUUACAACAUCUCAACUGGAAGAGCCAAAAAUGGCGCGGUUUCUGCGAGUCAAGCCAAUAGAGUGGCAUGGUGACAUUGCUCUUAGAGUCGAGAUUUAUGGCUGCAUGCGAGGUGAGCUGUUUAUUCCAACUUAUUUUUUUGUGGGCUGUAGUCGAGGGUCGUCGGAAUACGGUCGGUGAAUUCGUGGCCCUUUCGAUCGGUAUCCCGACUCCGAGAAUCCAUCGAGCACGCAGUUUAGAUGGCGUACUCUUAUGACGACAAAAUCACGUGCCAACUUUUAGAGACCACGUGCUACUGAUUUCUGGUUUUCAUUCUAAAGCUCUUGAAGAG